Messenger RNA from Toxotes jaculatrix (banded archerfish), 9805 nucleotides. RefSeq names its product trio Rho guanine nucleotide exchange factor b (gene triob). Gene Ontology annotation, cellular component: cytoplasm. Bases 168 to 9644 code for a protein of 3158 amino acids. The record is from RefSeq and is a predicted model, not a curated record. Gene Ontology annotation, molecular function: protein binding; guanyl-nucleotide exchange factor activity; ATP binding. Lineage: Eukaryota; Metazoa; Chordata; Actinopteri; Toxotidae. The transcript is spliced from 61 exons. Gene Ontology annotation, biological process: protein phosphorylation.
GGAGGUCUCUCGCUUAAUGAAGGGAGCACAGAUUGUAUGACCGGAUCUGCUUCAAUGAAAGGCGUCAGGAGCCGCUUCUGCUGAUAAAUAAUUAUUGCAACAAUUAAAAAAAAAAGAAAAUCCACUGAGGAUAUCUAUCGCUUAUUUCCGCACAAGCGACCACAGCCAUGAGCGCAGGAGAGGGACUAGAUGAGGCUGCGAAGGACGCGGCAGACAUAGCGGCGUUUUUCAAAUCCGAUUGCUCUCUUCCAAAAUGUGAAUCCAAACUGGAUGGCCCAGGUCAAACCUCAGGGUUUCAUCGCAAUGAGGACAUGAAGGCCAUUGAUGUGCUUCCCAUCCUCAAGGAGAAGGUUGCCUUUCUCUCAGGUGGCAGAGACAGACGUGGAGGUCCCGUUCUCACCUUUCCAGCACGGAGCAACCAUGAUAGAAUACGACCCGAAGACCUGCGGAGGCUCAUAGCCUACCUGGCUACUAUUCCCAGCGAGGAGGUGGCCAGACAUGGGUUCACAGUUAUUGUGGACAUGCGUGGUUCUAAGUGGGACAGCAUCAAGCCUCUGCUGAAGAUCCUUCAGGAGUCUUUCCCUUCUUGCAUCCACGUCGCUCUCAUCAUCAAGCCAGACAACUUCUGGCAGAAGCAGAGGACCAACUUUGGCAGCUCCAAGUUUGAAUUCGAGACGGUGAUGGUCUCCUUAGAGGGUUUAUCCAAGAUUGUGGACCCAUCCCAGCUGACAGCUGACUUCGAGGGCAGCUUAGAGUACAACCAUGAUGACUGGAUUGAGGUGCGGCUCUCAUUUGAGACCUUUGCCAGCGAUGCAACGCGGGCUCUGGCACGUCUCGAGGAGCUCCAGGAAACCUUGUCCCAGCGCGAUCUCCCGCGGGACCUGGAGGGGGCUCGACGGCUCAUGGAAGAACAUGCUGCACUCAAGAAAAGGGCCACAAAGGCAUCAGUAGAGGAGCUGGACACGCAGGGACGAAGGCUGCUCCAGAGGCUACAGUCACAAACUGCAGGAGGUGGGAGCAGUGGUGAAAGCGGGUACGGUAAUCGGGCAGGUGGAGCUAGCGGAGAUUCCAACGACCAUCAUCAUGGAUUCCACACACAUGCGGACGCUCACAACCUAGUGGCUAAAGUGACGGGUUUGUUGGAUAAGCUUCAUGGGACACGCCAGAAUCUGCAGCAGCUGUGGCACAUGAGGAAGCUGAAGCUGGACCAGUGUUUCCAGCUGCGACUGUUUGAACAGGACGCUGAGAAGAUGUUCGACUGGAUCAUGCACAACAAGGGGCUUUUCCUCAACAGUUACACAGAGAUCGGCGGGAACCACCAGCACGCUGUCGAGCUGCAGACCCAGCACAACCACUUUGCUAUGAACUGCAUGAAUGUGUACGUGAACAUCAAUCGGAUCAUGUCAGUAGGGAACCGGCUCCUGGAGUCAGGCCACUAUGCCUCACAGCAGAUCCAGCAGAUCUCAGGCCAGCUGGAGCAGGAGUGGAAGGCCUUCGCUGCAGCACUGGAUGAACGCAGUACCCUGCUGGAGAUGUCUGCGAGCUUCCACCAGAAAGCAGACCAGUACAUGAGUAAAGUGGAGCCGUGGUGUAAGGCGUGCGGUGAAGGAGAGCUGCCCUCUGAACUCCAGGAUCUGGAAGACACAAUCCACCAUCACCAGGGAUUAUAUGAGCACAUCACCACUGCAUACUCUGAGGUAAGCCAGGAUGGCAAGUCUCUCCUGGACAAACUGCAGCGACCCCUGACCCCAGGAAGCGCAGAUUCACUGAUGGCAUCAGCUAACUACUCCAAGGCAGUACACCAUGUCCUGGACAUCAUCCACGAGGUGCUGCAUCACCAGAGGCAGCUGGAAAACAUCUGGCAGCAUCGCAAAGUUCGCCUGCACCAGCGCCUGCAGCUGUGUGUCUUUCAGCAGGAUGUACAGCAAGUGCUGGACUGGAUAGAAAACCAUGGCGAGGCCUUCCUCAGUAAACACACUGGUGUUGGGAAGUCUUUGCACAGAGCCAGGGCUCUGCAGAAGAGACAUGAGGACUUUGAAGAAGUUGCACAGAACACCUACACCAAUGCUGACAAGUUGCUGGAGGCAGCAGAGCAGCUGGCUCAGACCGGAGAGUGUGACCCAGAGGAAAUUUACCAGGCUGCCCACCAGCUAGAAGAUCGCAUCCAGGACUUUGUGCGACGUGUCGAACAACGUAAAGUCCUGCUGGACAUGUCCGUGGCCUUCCACACACACGUCAAAGAGCUGUGGACGUGGUUGGAGGAGCUUCAGAAGGAACUGUUGGAUGAUGUGUACGCGGAGUCGGUGGAAGCAGUGCAGGACCUGAUCAAGCGUUUUGGCCAGCAGCAGCAGACCACCCUACAGGCUACUGUCAAUGUCAUCAAGGAGGGAGAGGACCUCAUACAGCAGCUCAGAGACUCGGCCAUCUCGAGCAACAAGACUCCCCACAACAGCUCCAUGGCCCACAUCGAGAGCGUGCUGCAGCAGCUGGACGAGGCCCAAGGCCAGAUGGAGGAACUGUUCCAGGAAAGGAAGAUCAAACUUGAGCUCUUCCUUCAGCUCCGCAUCUUUGAGCGGGAUGCGAUCGACAUCAUCUCAGACCUGGAGUCAUGGAACGAGGAACUGUCGCAGCAGAUGAGUGACUUUGACACGGAGGACCUGACCCUGGCCGAACAGAGGCUACAGCAUCAUGCAGACAAGGCGCUUACUAUGAACAACCUCACCUUUGACGUCAUCCACCAGGGACAAGAGCUGCUGCAGUAUGUCACAGAGGUCCAGGCGUCUGGUGUGGAGCUGUUAUGUGACAGAGAUGUGGACAUGGCCACACGGGUCCAGGACCUGCUGGAGUUCCUCCACGAGAAGCAGCAGGAGUUGGACCUGGCAGCAGAGCAGCACCGGAGACACCUGGAGCAGUGUGUCCAAUUAAGGCAUCUACAGGCUGAAGUCAAACAGGUUCUGGGUUGGAUCCGUAAUGGAGAGUCCAUGCUGAACGCUGGCCUGAUCACAGCCAGUUCGUUACAAGAGGCUGAACAGCUGCAGAAGGAACACGAGCAGUUCCAACAUGCAAUAGAGAAAACCCAUCAGAGUGCACUGCAGGUACAGCAGAAGGCUGAGGCCUUACUCCAGGCAAACCACUACGAUAUGGAUAUGAUCAGAGACUGUGCAGAAAAGGUGGCAGACCAUUGGCAGCAGCUGAUGCUGAAGAUGGAGGACCGGCUCAAGCUGGUUAAUGCCUCUGUGGCCUUCUACAAGACCUCUGAACAGGUGUGCAGCGUGUUGGAAAGCCUGGAGCAGGAGUACAAGCGAGAAGAAGACUGGUGUGGCGGUGCUGAUAAACUGGGCCCAAACAGUGAGUCAGACCAUGUCACUCCCAUGAUCAGCAAACAUCUGGAGCAGAAAGAGGCCUUCCUCAAGGCCUGUACAUUAGCCAGGCGUAAUGCUGAUGUCUUCUUGAAGUACCUGCACAGAAACAGUGUCAACAUGCCCGGCAUGUUGUCCCAUGUCAAAGCUCCAGAGACUCAGGUUAAAAAUAUAUUGAAUGAGCUGCUGCAGAGAGAGAACAGAGUGCUCCACUUCUGGACCAUGAGGAAGCGGAGGCUGGACCAGUGCCAGCAAUAUGUAGUGUUUGAACGCAGCGCCAAACAGGCCUUGGAGUGGAUCCAUGACACUGGGGAGUUUUACCUGUCCACACACACAUCCACCGGCUCCAGUAUUCACCACACUCAGGAGCUGCUGAAAGAGCACGAAGACUUCCAGAUCACAGCAAAGCAAACCAAAGAGAGGGUAAAGCUGUUGAUCCAGCUGGCUGAUGGGUUUUGUGACAAGGGCCACGCCCAUGCCCUGGAGAUAAAGAAAUGGGUGUCCUCAGUGGACAAACGCUACAGGGACUUCUCGCUCCGCAUGGACAAAUACCGAACCUGCCUGGAAACGGCGCUCGGCAUUUCUUCCGACUCAAACAAGGCUAGUAAAGAGCUGCAAUUGGACAUCAUCCCAGCCAGUGCUCCAGGGUCAGAGGUCAAGUUGAGGGAUGCUGCCCAUGAACUCAACGAGGAGAAGAGGAAAUCAGCGCGAAGGAAAGAAUUUAUAAUGGCUGAGCUGAUUCAAACAGAGAAAGCCUACGUCAGAGACCUACGGGAAUGUAUGGAUACAUACCUGUGGGAGAUGACCAGCGGUGUGGAAGAGAUUCCUCCCGGUAUUGUCAACAAGGAACACAUCAUCUUUGGGAACAUGCAGGAUCUCUACGAGUUUCAUCACAAUAUCUUCCUGAAGGAGUUGGAGAAGUAUGAGCAGCUUCCAGAGGAUGUCGGCCAUUGUUUUGUGACCUGGGCUGAUAAGUUCCAGAUGUAUGUGAACUACUGUAAAAACAAGCCGGACUCCACUCAGCUCAUCCUGGAGCAUGCUGGAGCCUACUUUGAUGAAAUCCAGCAAAGACAUCGUCUUGCCAACUCCAUUUCGUCUUACCUGAUCAAACCAGUCCAGAGAAUCACUAAGUACCAGCUUCUUCUCAAGGAGUUGUUGACAUGCUGUGAAGAGGGAAAAGGUGAAAUCAAGGAUGGUCUUGAAGUGAUGCUAAGUGUCCCCAAGAAAGCUAAUGAUGCCAUGCACCUCUCUAUGCUGGAUGGCUUUGAUGGGAACAUUGACUCCCAGGGAGAGCUGAUACUCCAGGAGUCCUUCCAGGUGUGGGAUCCCAAAACGCUUAUUCGUAAGGGUCGUGACCGACACCUCUUCCUCUUCGAAAUGUCCCUGGUCUUCAGCAAAGAAGUCAAAGACUCCAACGGGCGCAGCAAAUACCUCUACAAGAGCAAGCUCUUUACGUCAGAGCUUGGAGUGACAGAACAUGUGGAGGGAGAUCCUUGUAAGUUUGCCCUGUGGGUGGGCAGGACCCCAACCUCAGACAACAAGAUUGUCCUCAAGGCUUCAAGCAUUGAGAACAAGCAGGACUGGAUCAAGCACAUUCGCGAAGUCAUCCAGGAGCGAACUGUGCACCUGCGCGGAGCUCUGAAGGAGCCCAUCCACAUCCCCAAAGCCACCACAACUAAACACAAAGGCAGACGGGACGGAGAGGAACUGGACAGCCAGGGAGACGCCAGCAGCCAACCAGACACCAUCUCCAUUGCCUCACGUACAUCUCAGAACACACUGGACAGUGACAAGCUGUCCGGUGGCUGUGAGUUGACAGUCGUGAUCCAUGACUUUGUGGCCAGUAAUGGCGGCAGCAGUGGGGAGCUGACGGUGCGCAGAGGCCAGACUGUGGAGGUUCUUGAGCGACUCCACGACAAGCCGGACUGGUGCCUCGUGCGGACCACAGACCGUUCUCCAGCCCAGGAGGGCAUCGUACCCUGCUCCAUGCUCUGUAUCGCUCAUUCCAGGUCCUCCAUGGAGAUGGAGGGGCUCUUCAACCACAAAGACACCUUGUCUGUAUCCAGUAACGAUGCCCUGCAGCCAGGCUCCAGCCAUACCCUGGGCCCUCACAGCUCACCGGGGCCCAAACGUCCUGGGAACACUCUAAGGAAGUGGCUGACCAGCCCCGUACGGCGGCUCAGCUCCGGCAAAGCGGACGGCCACGUCAAGAAGCUCGCCCACAAGCACAAGAAGAACCGUGACGGCACAAGGAAGAACAUGGACACAAUUCCCGGCUCACAGAAGGACUCUGAUGACAGUGCUGCUACGCCACAGGAUGAGACACUGGAGGAGCGUAUGCGUAAUGAGGGGCUGAGCAGUGGUACCCUGUCCAAGUCGUCCUCAUCAGGCAUGCAGAGCUGUGGUGAGGAGGAAGGAGAGGAGGGGGCUGACGCUGUCCCUCUGCCUCCCCCUAUGGCCAUCCAGCAACACAGCCUGCUGCAGCCUGACUCCCAGGAUGACAAGUCUGCAUCUCGUCUGUCCGCUCGUCCCAGUAGCUCAGAGACGCCCAGUGCUGCUGAACUGGUCAGUGCCAUCGAAGAGCUGGUGAAGAGCAAGAUGUCUCUGGAGGAUCGUCCCAGUUCUCUCUCAGUAGAGCAGGGCGACAGCAGCUCCCCCUCCCUCAACCCCUCCGACAACUCCCUCCUCUCCUCCUCCUCACCCAUCGAUGAGGUGGAUGAGCGCAAGUCUGGCUUCCUCAAGAGGAGACAUUAUGUGCUUCUGGAGCUGGUGGAGACUGAAAGAGACUAUGUCAGGGACUUGGGAUCAGUGGUGGAGGGCUACAUGAACAGGAUGAAAGAGGAAGGAGUUCCAGAUGACAUGAGAGGAAAAGACAAGAUUGUCUUUGGAAACAUCCAUCAGAUCUAUGACUGGCACAAAGAUUUUUUCCUGGGAGAGCUUGAGAAGUGUUUGGAGGAUCCUGAGAGACUGGCUCCUCUAUUUGUCAAACAGGAGCGGAGGCUACACAUGUACAUUGUGUACUGCCAGAACAAGCCUAAAUCUGAGCACAUUGUGUCAGAGUACAUUGACACUUACUUCGAAGACCUCAAGCAGCGAUUAGGCCACAGAUUGCAGAUCACUGACCUGCUAAUCAAACCUGUGCAGCGUAUAAUGAAGUACCAGCUGCUGCUAAAGGAUCUUCUCAAAGUUUCUAAGAAGGCUGGAGUGGACACAACAGAGCUGGAGAAAGCUGUGGAGGUGAUGUGUGUGGUCCCCAAGCGCUGCAAUGACAUGAUGAAUGUAGGCCGCCUUCAAGGCUUCGAUGGUAAAAUUGUGGCUCAGGGCAGAUUGAUCCUCCAAGACACCUUCAUGGUUUCAGACCAGGAUGGGGGACUUCUGUCCAGGAUGAAAGAGAGGAGAGUCUUCCUGUUUGAGCAGAUUGUGAUCUUCAGUGAGCCCCUAGACAAAAAGAAGGGCUUCUCUACUCCUGGCUACCUCUUCAAGAACAGCAUCAAGGUGAGCUGGCUGGGUCUAGAAGAAAAUGCAGAUGACCCCUGCAAGUUCACACUUACUUCCAGAUCAUCUAGUGGUAACCUGGAGAGGUACACCCUCCAUUCAACGAGCCCUGGAGUCAGUCAAGUCUGGGUCCACCAGGUCAGCCAGAUACUGGAGAACCAGCGCAAUUUCCUCAAUGCUCUGACAUCCCCCAUAGAGUACCAGAGGAACCAUGUGGGUGGCGGCGGGCCAGGUGGUCCUCCCAGCAGCAGUAGCAGCAGCAGUACUGGAGGCCUGCCAGGGGGCAGCAGCUCCAAUAGUACCUCCAACAUGGGAGGGGGAGGUGGCGGUGGUGGUUCUGGAGGAUCAGGAGGCAGCUCCUCUUCUCUGUGCGGCCCUCGCUCCCGACCCUCCCGCAUCCCCCAGCCAUCCUCACGCCUCCCCCAGCCUGUCCACCACCACCACCCUCCAGGCCCUGAGGGGCCUGACAGAUCAGCAGGUAUGUGGUCACCCUGCCACCCUCAGUCCCUCCCCUCUAACCCCUACUCAGACACCACCACAAACGGAGAGCUGUUAGCCUCAGAGGUCCCUAAGAUGAGGAUGCUGGAUAGUCCUCAUGGAAGUAACAGUAAUAACAGUAACAGGCCGUCAGGCAGCAUGGAGGGCAGUGUCAGACAGGGUCUCGGAGGCUAUGAAGAAACCCAGAAACAUCAAACAGCUGGAAUACCCCAGAUGGCUGUGGCUCCUCUGAAUUUGCCUCUAAAAAGCCCUCGAAUUGGGACAGUUUCUCCUCUGAUUUCACCUCAGUCUCCUGGAGGAGCAGGAGGAGGAAAAGAAGCAUUUGUACCCUCCAGUCCGGCUCAUAAAAGCAACACUUUCUGGGCUAUGGUCCCUGCCAUGCCUCCCUCUCAGGCUAGUCGGCCUGGUUCCUUCUCCUACCCCAGUGACAGUGGUGGUGGAGGGGACUCUUUGGGCAGAGGAAGCCAUGGGACGCCCUCUCAUCACCGCCACUCCACCCACAGUAAGGACACAGACCGCAUGAGCACCUGCUCCUCCACCAGUGAGCAGUCCAUACACUCCACCCAGAGCAACGGGAGUGAAAGCAGUAGCAGCAGCAGUGUGUCCACCAUGCUGGUGACCCAGGACUAUGUGGCAGUGAAGGAGGAUGAAAUCAGUGUGGUGCAGGGCGAGGUGGUCCAAAUGCUAGCCAGCAACCAGCAAAAUAUGUUCUUGGUGUACCGGGCAGCCAACGAGCACUGCCCUGCAGCUGAAGGCUGGAUCCCUGGCUAUGUAUUGGGACACACCUCAUCCUCCAUUACACCCGAACUCCCUGAAGGAACCAUCAAAAAAUCAUUAUCAUGGCACACAGCGCUCCGCAUCCGCCGGAAAUCUGAAAAAAGAGAUAAGGAGGGUAGGAAAAUGGAGAACGGCUACCGCAAGUCUCAGGACAGUCUGGCCAACAAAGUCUCUGUCAAGCUUCUAAAUCCCAACUUCAUCUAUGAUGCUCCUCCAGAGUUCCUCAUCCUGGUUAGCGAUGUAGUAUGUGAAAGUGGCGACAGUGUUACUCUGAGGUGUAAGGUGUGCGGUCGACCCCGGGCCACUGUCACCUGGCGGGGACCUGACAAUAACACCCUGAGCAACAACGGACACUACAGCAUCACUUACAGCGAGACAGGAGAAGCAGCCCUGCGUAUCCUCGGAGUGUCUGUUGAGGACAGUGGUGUGUACACCUGUGUUGCCACAAAUGUAGCAGGCUCCGUCACCUCCUCCGCCAGCCUCAGAGUCUCAGGAAUUUCUGAUGAUGGUAGUGAAGUCCUCUGGAAAAGCAGCUUUGAGUCCCACUACACAGAGAUCACUGAACUAGGAAGAGGCCGGUUCUCAGUGACUAAGCGGUGUGACCAGAGAGGGAGCAAGCGGACAGUAGCAGCAAAACACGUAAACAAGAAACUGUUGCGUCGAGAACAGGUGCUGCAGGAGAUCAGACUCCUACGGACACUGGACCAUCCCAACCUGGUCAAACUGCUGGACACAUAUGAGACGGCCAACAGCUACGUACUUGUACUAGAGAUGGCAGACCAGGGACGUUUCCUGGACUAUAUAGUGAGCUGGGGAAACUUGACAGAGGAGAAAGUGGCUCUCUACCUCAGAGAUAUUCUUGAAGCUCUCCACUACUUGCACAGCUGGAGGAUAGCACACCUUGAUAUCAAACCUGAGAACAUUGUUGUGGAACAUGCAUCUUCUCAGCCACUGAUCAAGCUGACAGACUUUGGUGACGCUGUUCAGCUGAACCCUCCCUCCUCCUUCAUCCAUCCUCUCCUGGGGAGCCCAGAGUUCUCUGCUCCUGAGCUGGUCCUGGGUCAGCCCGUCUCACUGAUGUCUGACCUCUGGAGCUUAGGGGUGGUGACGUACGUUCUACUAAGCGGCGCCUCUCCCUUCCUGGAUGAGAGUUUGGAGGAGACAUGUCUGAACAUCUGUCGCCUGGACUUCAGCUUCCCCGAGGACUACUUCCAAGGUGUGAGCCCAGCUGCCAGGGACUUUGUCUGCCUGCUGCUUCAGGGUGAGCCGGAACGCCGACCCUCUGCAGCAUCCUGCUUGCAGGAGCCCUGGCUCCAGCCUCGUGGUGUGAUAAACAGAGACACUGGACAUGCCACAUUAAAUCACAUGCAGCCGACAUCUCAGAAUCAUCACGCAGCACAUCUGGACACCUCCAGACUCAUUUCCUUCAUCGAGAGACGGAAACACCAGAACGAUGUUCGGCCCAUCGGCACCAUAAAGGCCUUCCUUCAAAGCCGCCUGCUCAACCACAUCUGACUUAUGGGUCACUAGGUAGACAUGAGAGCAAUAGCAUGUACCGUUGCCACCAGUUCCUGCAGAUGAGCUGUGUUAAAAAAAAAAAAAAAACAUGCUGAGAGGACCACCAGCAACAUGUCCGUGAUGAUCUCCUUUUCCUUCACUAAGUCACAAAAUUCCUG